UUAGAGUUUUUCAGAUAGAACGUUGCAUAUACAAUGAAAUGGACUGUACAAUGUACUAACAUACGAGACAAAAAUAAAUUUGUGUUGUGUUGCUUUUAAGUUGCAUAAGGACACCAAGAACCGGCGUGUUUGGUUUUACCUUAUUUGGAGCCAAUCAACACGUUUGUUUCCGAAUAUUUUGGAAAUAUUAGCAUAAUGAAAGUUCUUAGUGGAGGGUGCAUCUUCAUUUUGCUUUUCACCGUUCACUUAUUAUGUCUCCCAGCAGCGGCGUCAAUUUUAGAAUAUAUUUGGCCAUCGGAGGACACUGAUGAUCGAUCAGCAGCUAUCGAUACUUUUCCUUCCGUGCCAUAUGAAUUGACUGACGGCGAAGAAGACUUUAUACGCGAAGCUUCGAGAUGGAUUGGCAUGACCUUGUCAAAGCUCGAUUUGUGUCACCAUCGUGUCGUAUUUAAGUUAAAGAAGACGUGCCAUGAGCUAAAUGCCGAGCAAAUGGGUAAACUUGCGGUGAUGCUACUUAACUGCCAGUCAGACUCGGAAGGUCGUCCAUUGUUUCUGUGCAGCGACGAGAUGGAACUUCGGCAGUGCACUGAACAGAUGGAUCCAGACAUGUGGAAUGCCUAUCAUUUGAUAACGAACCGUGCGAAAGCUAUAUGUGCCAGCGUGCGACACGAGCAAUUCCGGGGAUUAACUGAGCUGACAGUGAACAAGUUAAUGGCCACGGCUCAAGAUCAAGUGCGACUGAUGGGCGAAAUGAGUAUAAGUCAAGAACAGCUUCAAAGUAACAGCCGCGAAGCAGUGCAAAUGAUGAUUGGUAACAAUGAGCGAAUUAUAAGACAACAGGAUAACAUUAUGCGGUUGUCGGAGAUCAAUCGAGCGAAACUGGAGUCCAAUUUUCGUAAUUUGGAGCACGGCAAAAGUUUGAUACAGUUAGGCCAGCAAAAUGUGGCGAUAAUGUUAACCGAUCUGCACAAUCAUAUUGAUGGCAACAUGAAACACCUAGAGGAGCAAUCGAAACACACGAAAGUGAACCACGAUUCGCUGUUGGCAGAUUUAAAGCAUUUGCAGGAAAAAAUUGUCGCAAUAGACGGCACGAUCGAAGAAAUGGGUCAACACAUUGAGGAACAUCACCGCGAAGCAGAGAAGUAUUACCAAUAUACGAUAGAGCAACUACAACGUAUCAAUACCACGGUAUCCGAUCUGCUGAAUUCGUUCGAAAGGCUGCACCAGAAUUUUAACAGACAGGUGACAUGGUUAGUGGAAAAGUUUGGUGGCAGCGAGAACUCACUGCAACACUUGAAUAUCAUUUUACUGCACUUGAGCUACCUUUUAAUAGGUAUGAUAGGCCUUGCCUUCGUCGGGGCGAGCAAAUUGCUGAGGCUUGUGUUCAUCACGGCCGUACCAAGCAAUCUGUUGGGCGGAAUGCUCGAACUCUUCCAGCCUGACAUUCUGCGACUGUCGUUCGCCCUGGUUUGUGUAACCAUCAUAGAUGUGUUGUGUUGCCUAAUUGUAAAAUAUUACCCACAUGGAGGAUUCCCGUGGGCCAUGCGACUCGAAAAGACGACAGAAGCGACGAAGCUGAGAGCUAGUGUCGUUGCUGAGCAACCGUUUCCAGUUAACAUGGUGAGCAGUAAUGAGCAUUGCGAAAAAGAAAUAGGUGAGGAAAGCUUUGAACACGUCGACUCAAGUGCCGAACAAACAAGCUUCAAAGAUGCUUACCGCAGAAUGCGAGAGCGAUCAGUCAGCUCUACAAUUUCUCACGAUUCAAUGCGAAGAAGUGUGCCACGAUCUGGUGAUAACGAUUGGACUCAACGGAGUGUCGCAGAAAUGACCGAUACCACAAUGGAACAUCAAUAUGGAUGGCAACGAGCGCAGUGCACUGCUCAAACACUGCGCGGUAGUCAAUGUCGUGGUAACGCCAUGUCAGGAACUGAUUUUUGUCGCUUACACGAACCAAGGAGUUUAUAGGGUUGUUAUUUUAUUCAGGGUUUUCUCAGUGGAGGUGCUUCUGCAACGGAAAAUAUUCACAAAACAGUCGAUAGAGCUA
Molecule: messenger RNA, 2044 nt
Organism: Anopheles bellator
Lineage: Eukaryota; Metazoa; Arthropoda; Insecta; Diptera; Culicidae
Product: protein brambleberry-like
Exons: 3
Coding region: 196-1965 (589 amino acids)
Source: RefSeq, a predicted model, not a curated record